Prunus mume (Japanese apricot) is the source of this 844-nucleotide messenger RNA. RefSeq names its product heavy metal-associated isoprenylated plant protein 47-like. NCBI's taxonomy places the organism in Eukaryota, Viridiplantae, Streptophyta, Magnoliopsida, Rosales, Rosaceae. Gene Ontology annotation, molecular function: metal ion binding. The record is from RefSeq and is a predicted model, not a curated record.
CUCCCUAGUUAUUCUAUUUUUGAAUAUGCAUUCUCUUCCUUCUUCUUUUUUCCUUUGUGAAAAAUCAAAGUAUUCCAGGAAAUCAAAUUUGAAUAUUUAGGUAGGUGUCUUGGCUGAGUCUGUGGAAAAUCUUGGUUUCCAAGCAGCUGACCCCAUAUGUAUACGGAUGAAGAGAGACAGGUCAACACGAGGUAACAUCCUUGGAAGACUAAGCUUCUAUAAAAAGAAGCAAUCUCCAAAUGUUGAAGCAGAAUUCCACAGAAAGAAAUAUUAAAAAAAAUUCAGAGUAGAGAAAAGAUGCGUUCAUACAUAGAAAGAUUCAUACACUGGAUUUCUUUUUGGAAAGAGGACGUUUCAUGUACACUCCCCACCACCAAGCAAAAGAUAGUCUACAAGGUGCAAAUAAAGUCUGAGAAAUACAAAACCAAGGCCUUGAAGACUGCUGCAAAGGCCAAAGGUGUGAGCAACGUUUCCAUAGAAGUAGAGAAAGAGCUAGUGGAGGUGACUGGAGUUGGAGUUGAUUCCGUUUGCUUGGCCAAGUCAUUGCAGAAGAAGCUUGGCUACGCCACCAUAGUAAGCGUCGGAGAAGCGAAGAAAGAGGACAAGAAAGGGGACAAGAAAGAGGAGAUAAAGCCAAUUCAAUGGGCAUCAACCUAUUUUCCCCGUCCAAUGUUUCCUGUGUACUAUGACUCUGACGGAAACCUGAUAUUAAACUAAGCACUGUUAAUCUGGAGACUCUUGUACAGACUACAGUUGUCUACAAUGGACCUUUGCCUUUCUACGUAUGGCAAAAGGGCAAACAUUUGCUAUGUUAACGUGAUUGUUGUUGAAGUUUUGUCCAUUC